Xenopus laevis (African clawed frog) is the source of this 2223-nucleotide messenger RNA. RefSeq names its product chaperonin containing TCP1 subunit 7 L homeolog (gene cct7.L). Gene Ontology annotation, molecular function: ATP binding; ATP-dependent protein folding chaperone; ATP hydrolysis activity. Lineage: Eukaryota; Metazoa; Chordata; Amphibia; Anura; Pipidae. Gene Ontology annotation, biological process: protein folding. The record is from RefSeq and is a predicted model, not a curated record. The transcript is spliced from 12 exons. The coding region runs from base 152 to 1783 and encodes 543 amino acids. Gene Ontology annotation, cellular component: chaperonin-containing T-complex; cytoplasm.
GGGCGAGGUGCGUUGUCAAGGCGACAGCUUGUAGACACGCCCCUUGACCGUUGAUAGUUGUCUGCCGAAACUUCCGCAAAGUCUUCCCGGUGCAUUGUGGGAACAGCAGCACCAGAUUUCUCUGAAUUCGUAUCCGGCGCCGCUCAGCAAGAUGAUGCCCACACCUGUUAUUCUGCUGAAGGAAGGCACAGACACUUCUCAGGGGGUCCCCCAGCUUGUGAGUAACAUCAAUGCCUGUCAGGUGAUUGCAGAGGCCGUGCGCACCACCCUGGGGCCCCGCGGGAUGGACAAACUCAUUGUUGAUGAUAGAGGCAAAGCCACAAUUUCAAACGAUGGCGCCACAAUCCUGAAGCUCCUCGAUGUGGUUCAUCCUGCAGCCAAAACUCUAGUGGACAUUGCCAAGUCUCAGGAUGCAGAGGUGGGAGACGGCACCACCUCUGUUACCCUGCUGGCAGCGGAGUUUAUGAAACAGUUGAAGCCGUAUGUGGAGGAAGGACUUCACCCUCAGGUUAUCAUCCGGGCUUAUCGCUCCGCCACACAGCUUGCUGUCAGUAAGAUAAAGGACAUUGCAGUGACUGUGAAGAAAGAAGAUAAAGAAGAACAGCGCAGCCUGCUGGAGAAAUGUGCAGCCACUGCCCUGAGCUCCAAGCUCAUCGCCAUGCAGAAAGAUUUCUUUGCUAAAAUGGUAGUGGAUGCCGUCUCCUUAUUGGAUGAUCUGCUGCAGCUGAAAAUGAUCGGCAUCAAGAAGGUCCAGGGUGGUGGUGCCUUGGAGGAUUCUCACCUGGUGGCUGGAGUCGCCUUCAAAAAAACCUUCUCUUAUGCAGGCUUUGAAAUGCAGCCCAAGAAAUACCAAUCCCCAAAGAUUGCUCUUCUGAAUGUUGAGCUGGAAUUAAAGGCAGAGAAGGACAAUGCUGAGGUCCGGGUCAACAACGUAGAGGAUUACCAGGCGAUCGUAGAUGCAGAGUGGAAUAUUCUCUAUGAUAAACUGGAUAAGAUUUACAAGUCCGGAGCCAAAGUGGUCCUCUCCAAGUUGCCCAUCGGGGACGUCGCCACCCAGUAUUUUGCUGACAGAGACUUGUUCUGUGCAGGGCGAGUCCCAGAGGAGGAUCUCAAGAGAACCAUGAUGGCGUGUGGAGGUUCCAUACAGACCAGCGUCAAUGCCCUGACGGAUGAUGUGCUGGGUCAUUGCGCUUUGUUUGAAGAGGCUCAGGUUGGAGGGGAGAGAUACAACUUCUUCACUGGCUGCCCAAAGGCCAAGACUUGCACCAUCAUUCUGCGCGGUGGAGCUGAGCAGUUCUUGGAGGAGACAGAAAGAUCUCUGCAUGAUGCCAUUAUGAUUGUACGGAGAGCUAUCAAGAAUGACUCUGUUGUAGCUGGAGGAGGAGCCAUUGAAAUGGAGCUUUCCAAGUACCUGCGGGAUUACUCCCGGACUAUUCCUGGCAAACAGCAGCUUCUGAUUGGCUCCUAUGCCAAAGCUCUAGAAAUAAUCCCCCGCCAGCUCUGUGACAAUGCCGGCUUUGAUGCCACCAACAUCCUUAACAAGCUGAGAGCAAAGCAUGCCCAGGGAGGAAUGUGGUUUGGAGUGGAUAUAAACAAUGAAGACAUAGCUGAUAACUUUGAGGCGUGUGUUUGGGAGCCGGCCAUAGUGAAAAUCAAUGCACUGACCGCUGCUUCUGAAGCCGCCUGCCUCAUCUUGUCUGUGGACGAGACCAUCAAGAACCCACGAUCCUCAGCAGAUGGAGCUCCGGCUGGGCGUGGCCGUGGGAGACCACAUCACCACUGAAAUCUCUAGGUCACGGCACUGCUGGGUUGAAACCAUGGAAAAUGGUGAACGUCCCAGUUUCAUUAAGUACAGACACUGAUGAACUGCUCUUGGCUCCUUGUAGUUAACGACCUGCUGCAGAAGGAACACAAACAUGGCAGCUGAUGCAAGUGAGUGGCGGCCAUUUAUUUGUGCUGCUUUAUACAGGGGCCACUUACUUCAUAUGGAGUGACGACGGUUGUUCCAUUAGUUGUAUGUGUCCUUGUUACAGCAGUGUAGGAAGGAUUGAAGUCAAGCGUAGAACAUGAUGAUGAUGAGGAGGAGGAGGAGAUGCUUGAGGUAGUUGCCUGUGGUUCCUCACUGCUCUGUACUGCCCUCAAUCCACUUACCUGUUCUGUUACUGUAUUUAUUUCCAUUCAGCAAACGCUACAAAGCUAAUAAACGCUCUUCCUUCAAUUAAA